GAAAGACUGAUGGAACAUGCGCGCUCUUGUCCUUGCGCUGGAGGUCUUCUGUGUAUGGUCAUUCAGCUGUUGUGGCUCGGGACGCAUACACCUCUGCCUCGUUCCAACGAACUUAUGAAGAGGGGAGCGAUACGCUUCGUCAUCUACCCCUUGGUUUUUCACAGAUCCAGGGGUAUCAAGGCUAGCCUUGCCGGACGCUAUGGGAGCAUCCGGCAGAUACGGAUAGGGAAUAAGCAGAAAACGAAGGGUACAAUUUUCGUAGUUUUCGACGAUGUCAUGGACGCCAAGAACACUCUUCACCACCUGAACAUCUUCCACUUGCAAGAACGAACUUGUUGUACUGUACCACAUGCCGUCCAAAUAAGACGCGGCCGCCGCGAAGGCGGAACUCGCAAGGAGGGAGGAGUAGCUCGCGGAGCUCAAGAGAAAACAUGAUAUCCAGGAUGAGGACUGAGCGCUAUGCUUCUUUUUAUUACUGUGUGGUCAAUGUAACCCCACGCUUUCAUUGCUAUUUAGAGUCGGCUCGUCCCUCGGCAGCUCCUUACAGGUUUCGUCCAAGUUGAUUCAUCAGCGAGGGGAAGAUUGUCAGGCAUGUUCGAAUGGCGCGCAGAAUCAAAAACACUAUGAUCAAGGUGUCCGGCCGGACAGAAUUAUACAUGCUAUAUACUAGGCGAAAGCAAGAGAAAUCACACGUAGUGAUAGCUGACGGCUCGUGUAGCUCAGCGGUAUCCGGCCUUCACGCAUUUGCGCAGUUAGGGCAGUACUCCUGCUUCUCU
Messenger RNA from Dichomitus squalens LYAD-421 SS1, 776 nucleotides. RefSeq lists its product as uncharacterized. The transcript is spliced from 4 exons. Bases 10 to 435 code for a protein of 141 amino acids. Gene Ontology annotation, molecular function: RNA binding. The record is from RefSeq and is a predicted model, not a curated record. Lineage: Eukaryota; Fungi; Basidiomycota; Agaricomycetes; Polyporales; Polyporaceae.